Molecule: messenger RNA, 3363 nt
Organism: Hevea brasiliensis (rubber tree)
Lineage: Eukaryota; Viridiplantae; Streptophyta; Magnoliopsida; Malpighiales; Euphorbiaceae
Exons: 5
Coding region: 1104-2948 (614 amino acids)
Source: RefSeq, a predicted model, not a curated record
UUUUCAUACACAACAUACACAAGACACUUCCUCUCUAAUCUUCUCCUUCUCCGUCUCUUCUUCUCGGUCCAAUCGCAGAGCCUCUCUCUCUCUCUCUCUCUCUCUCUCUCUCUCUAGAAGCUUUCAUCUCAUACAGUUCACAGUUCUCUCUCUAGAACCUUAUCAUCUGAGCGCUGUUUUUGCUUUCGUUUCGCUCUACUACUGUGGUUUUCGCUCUUGUUGAUUCGCUGAAUCGCUACUGCAUAACUCCAGCCGUUGAUACAAAUUGAGGAUCUCUUUUAGCUAAUUUCCCCUUUUCUUAAUCCAAUGGUUGAGUUUUAGUUCAUUCCUGAUUCUUUUGAUAAUUAGAUAACUUCUUUUAGUCCUCUUAGAUGCUGGGACCUCAUGUUUUUUUAGAGGAGUUUUUGUUGUGCACAGAUUUUAGGGUUUGUUUUUUUUUUUUCCGUUUUCGUUUUACCAUUAUGGGUCUGGGUUUUCCUAAAAUUGCCAUGUUUCGGUCGUUUUUGUUCGCUGGGUAGUUUUGUCAUUUAAUGGUCUUGCUGCUGGUGGGUACAGAGGUGAGGGUCUUCUUAACAUAACAAGCCUUCUUUAGGCAAAAAAGAAACAUGAAUUGCUUUUUAUGAGAAGUACUUUUCAAUAGAAAUUGCGUGGUGAGAAUUCUCUGAGAGUGUGAUAAAGUUUUAUUAAAUUUAUUGAUUGGUGAAAUUGGUUGUUGACUUGAGUGUUUGGUGACUUGAAGUAUAUAGUGUACAGAGAGAAACUUGCACAACUCUAAUUACAGUGUAUAGAGCAGUUUUCAAGAAUUGGGGUUUGCAAAUCUUGGUUGGUGAAAAUAGUAAAGUGAAAAUAAAAGUUAAUUGAUGUGAAAUUUGACACAUAUUGGCCUUAGGAAAUUUUGUUUCGGCACAAGUGGUGAUUGGAUGCUUUAUGUGAAUCGAUUGUAAAGGGAGGAUUCAAGGCGAGGAAAGUGAAUUAAAGUCAGAUUCUGUUGGUUUUGUAGAUAAAAAUAGUACAAUGCCUCUUUUGUGGGUGGAUUGAGGAGCUUAACAAGACAGGUUGUUUUUUUUGGGGGUUCUUUCAUAUGAUCAUGUUUGGUUACUGUCAUGGAUAGGAGUAAGCAUGCUUUAGUGCCAGAAUGGUUGAAAAGUGGCGGAAGUGUCCCUACUUAUGGAAGUGCAAACCACCUAUCUGCAUCAGCAUCGUCGCAAACUGGUAAUCAUGAUGAUCAUCUUGUAUCAAAGCAUGCAGGGAAUAAAUCAUCUAUAAGCACUAGUGAUCGUGAUACAUGCCAAUUAUCAGUUCUGGAAAGAACCACUUCUGCCUAUUUUCACCGGAGUUCUAAUAGCAAUGGUUCUGGUCAACUGCGUUCUACAAGAAGCUUUGGUAGAAGUCACCAUGAUAGGGAUUGGGAAGAUGAAAAUAAUUGUCGGGAGAAGGAAAAGUUGGUCUUAGGUGAACUUAGGAACUAUGAGCUUUCUGAUUGUCUGGAUAACUUUUUGCCAAGUAAAUUUGACAAAGAUAAGUUACGCCGUUCGCAUUCUUUGAUUACAGGAAAGCAAGAUGACACUUGGUCCAAGAAAGUAGCUAGAGACUUGACUAACAAUAAAAAUAAACUUAGCAACAGUAACGGCAAUGGUCUGCUUGCUAGGGUUGGUGAUGGUUCUGUGCAUGAUAAUUCAUUUGAACAGGAUUUCCCCUCAUUGGGAGCUGAGGAAAGACAAGGCGGUAUAGGAAGGGUUUCUUCUCCUGGCUUAAGUGCGGCUACUCAAACUGGUACUUCACCUGUAGUUGUCAGUGAGUAUUGGAAGUCAGCUCUAGCAGAGGUGCCGAUUAUCAUGGGAAGUGUUACAUCAGCUCAGCAAGCUGUUCCAGCAACCUCAGUCACUGUACUACCAAACAUUACAACAGGACACAAUAUGGCUGAAGCAUUAGCACAGGGCCCUCCUCGUUCUCGUACACCUCCCCAGCCGACUGCUGGGAUACAGAGGUUUGAAGAACUGGCUAUUAGGCAGUCAAAAUUGAUUCCCAUGACUCCUUCCAUGCCUAAAACCUUGGUGGUCAGUCCUUCAGAGAAAUCAAAACCCAAGAUUGGUUCGCCGAAACACUCUGUACACUUCAUCAAUCAUACUCGUGGUCCUGCAAGACCUGAUAGUGCAAAAAUGUCUAAUGAGGGCAGGCUUCAGGUCCUCAAAUCAUCACGAGAAUUGAAUGGCAUCUCUUCAGCUGAAAAAGGUAGCUUGAGUCCUACAAAUGGAAGCAAGCCGGUGAAUGGCUUACUUGGUAUCACUCCAUUGACUGCUGGUUCUGUUCCCUCAAGGACCUCAGGCAAUCCAAACCGUCCCAGUGCCGAGCACCUUCCUUCAGUUUUGCGGCCAACCGUAGAGAAGAGACCAGCGUUUCAAAUCCAGAGCAGGAAUGAUUUUUUUAACCACCUAAAGAAGAAAUCCUCCACAAACUCCACAGCUGGGGUAUCGGAUCCUAGUCCUGUUUCAUUGUCAUCCUCCUCAGAGAAGAAGUCUAGUGAAUCUGUCACAGAACGUACUGCUGCUUCAGUUACUGAGAAUGAUGGAGAUUCUUCUUCAUCAGAAAUAUCUGUUACUAGCUUGUCCAGUGAUAAUAGAGGUAAAAUAAUCCACAAUGGAGAUACUUACUAUGGGACUCAUCUAUUUGACAACGGAGAGAAGGAUUCAAACUCUGACAUAACUCCCAACCCAGAUGAGGAAGAGGCUGCCUUUUUACGGUCACUUGGUUGGGAUGAAAAUGCUGGAGAAGACGAAGGCCUUACGGAGGAGGAGAUCAGUGCUUUCUAUGAGAAGUACAUGAAAUUAAGGGCUUCAUCAAAAAUUCUCCACAGAAUGCCACCAAGAAUGUCACUCGACCCUCAGAAUAUUAGCUGUGGUGUUGCUUCAUCUGCACUGAGUUCAUCUGACUCAGAGUCAGAUUCUUGAUUCGCCAGAUGUCUGAAACUGACUUGAAAGUUUGAACUGAUUGCUGGAUGUGGUUUCUUUUGUUCUCUUUUAUUUGGCUGAUAUUGAAUAUAAAAUUCUGAUCCUAUCAGAUGUUAAAAGGAAGGUGAAGGUAUAGGAUGCAUAGUGUCUGAUUUUGUUGGAAAUGGAUUGGAAUGAUCUAUGAUUGAUCCAGUCUGAAGACAAAUGAUUUGGUCAGCUUGCUUUUUCAGCUUAGAAUUUUCUGAGGUAUAAAGGUUGAGAGAAGAGGGUGGGAAUAGUUUUUUUAUUAUGCUGCAAUGUAGGAUGCUACUGGGGAGAUAGGGUAUAAGAAAUUUGUGUUCUCUGUGAAGAGAAGAAUUCAACAGUAUAUUUCUUUGUCAAUUGAAGAAGAAAAAGAAAGAAAUUUUAGAUCGUA